AUGCUCUUCAUUUUCGCCUCCAAGCUCGCCUCCCUCUGCGACACCCCGAAUGAUGUCGUCUACUUACUAGCUCCCCGGCGAAGAUCUCGACGCCUUCAUCUCUGUCAUCAACGACGAGGACCUCAACCACAUGAUGAUCAACUUCGGCUCCAACGAGACCAAGUCGGAGCACCAGUAGUUUGUGGAUGCUCUGAAUUUGGUCAAAUCGAUUCUCCCGAUGGUUCUUCUCCAACGGCUUCGAUCACAGUGUCACCGACGAACCCCAAUCGGAUCUUGUCGGUAUGGGUGGUGGUUGUGGUGGGGUGCGUGGUUGAGGUUAAACAAGGUCAGGAGGUGGUUAGGGUUGCUGCAGGGGAAUGUGGUGGCUAA
Molecule: messenger RNA, 369 nt
Organism: Prunus armeniaca (apricot)
Lineage: Eukaryota; Viridiplantae; Streptophyta; Magnoliopsida; Rosales; Rosaceae
Source: the annotation of a GenBank genome assembly